Molecule: messenger RNA, 1485 nt
Organism: Closterium sp. Yama58-4
Lineage: Eukaryota; Viridiplantae; Streptophyta; Zygnematophyceae; Desmidiales; Closteriaceae
Source: the annotation of a GenBank genome assembly
AUGGAUUCGUUACAAGCACGGCAGACAUGGGAGCUGGAGAAUCGAAUCGAGCCGUUGGCGUCCGCUGACGUGGACGCGAUCUACCGCUACGACGAGCGAAUCCACGCGGACGUGCUGUCGCAGAAGCCAUGGACCAAGGACCCGCACUUUUUCAAAAACGUGCGAAUUUCCGCGCUCGCGCUGCUGAAAAUGGUCGUGCACGCGCGAUCAGGCGACACCAUAGAGGUGAUGGGCAUCAUGCAAGGCAAGGUGGUGGACGGAACCAUCAUUGUCAUGGACGCGUUUGCUCUGCCUGUGGAGGGCACUGAGACCCGAGUCAACGCCCAGGCUGAGGCGUAUGAGUACAUGGUGGAGUUCACCCAGACGAAUAAGAGGGCUGGGCGGCUGGAGAACGUGGUGGGGUGGUACCACUCGCAUCCGGGGUACGGGUGCUGGCUGUCAGGCAUCGACGUGUCCACUCAGAUGCUCAACCAGGAGUUCCAAGAGCCUUUUCUGGCUGUUGUCAUCGACCCCACCCGUACUGUAUCCGCUGGCAAGGUGGAGAUUGGAGCAUUCCGCACAUAUCCCAAGGGGUACAAGCCACCAGAUGAGCCGCCAUCGGAGUAUCAAACCAUCCCUCUCAACAAAAUUGAGGACUUUGGCGUGCACUGCAAGCAGUACUACUCCCUAGACAUCACCUAUUUCAAGUCGUCACUCGACUCGCACCUGCUCGACCUGCUGUGGAACAAGUACUGGGUCAACACGCUCUCCUCCUCGCAGCUGCUUCAAAGCAUCUUCCUUUCCUGCCAUCCCUCAUCUCUUCCCCUUCUGCAUCCACCCUCCCUCUCAGUACUACUCCCUAGACAUCACAUACUUCAAGUCGUCCCUCGACUCACACCUGCUGGACCUGCUGUGGAACAAGUACUGGGUCAACACGCUCUCCUCCUCGCAACAAGUACACUGUCUUUUUCUACCAUCCCUCAUCCCCCAUCCCUCUUCCCUGCACAGUACUACUCCCUAGACAUCACAUAUUUCAAGUCAUCCCUCGACUCACACCUUCUCGACCUGCUGUGGAACAAGUACUGGGUCAACACGCUCUCCUCCUCACAGCUCCUCGCCAACCGAGACUACGUGGCAGGGCAAAUUUCUGACCUGGGUACGUCGUGGGCAGGCCUGCCUGAGUCUGUCCUCUGUACGACCUGGGUGGGUGUGCUGUAUGCAUUAUCGACUCAAGUACUGGGUCAACAUGCUCUCCUCCUCACAGCUCCUCGCCAACCAAAACUACCGGAGAAGCUGGAGCAGGCAGAGGGGCAGCUGGCGCAUUGGGGUUCACUUGCAGUCAAUGUCUGUUCCUUCCCCCUGUUUCCCCCUUCCGUCUCCCACCCGCUCCCCUCUUUCCCUCCCAUCCACAGCGGAGAAGCUGGAGCAGGCAGAGGGGCAGCUGGCGCAUUCAGGGCGCAUCGGGGGGUUCCUGAUGCCGCCACAGCGACGCAAGGAGGUGAGUGA